Cyclocybe aegerita is the source of this 1134-nucleotide messenger RNA. The record is from the annotation of a GenBank genome assembly. Lineage: Eukaryota; Fungi; Basidiomycota; Agaricomycetes; Agaricales; Hemipholiotaceae.
AUGUGGCUUCCCUCUUGCCACGAAGGCAAGAUAAACAGCGGCGGGGGAGAUUGGAUAUCCCAGCGCCGCCGCGUCUCUGUGAUGGAAAUUGCCUUGAAGUCAUGCCCUCUCGACACUUCCUCUUCAACUAUCUUGAAUACCCCACACAAACGGAAGAGAGGUCAAAGCCCGGUCAAGGAACUCAUUAAAGCCACCCAGCUGGAUACUGCGGUCGCCUCGUCUCUUACUUCUUCACCGUCACAUAAACGUGCCAAGCUGCUACGGAUCGAAAUACCUUCCAACCUGAAUUCUGGCCUAAGCGACACAAUUACCCCUACCCUCUCGGAUUCUUCGCUUUUUACCGCUUCCCCCACCACUGACUCCAUAUUCGGGGACCUAGAUGAUAUACCUUCUAUCGUGCCUUUGCCCGACGCAUUUCUCGCAACGAGGAAUGCACCGCCUAUCCCUGGGCUAUUUUUCGACCCCACUAUUAUCCUCCCUCAAGACCUAACUGACUCCGUAAUGGGAUUUUGUAUGAAAACCUACUUUAAAUAUCCGAGGUCCAAUCAAGUAAUGCUAUUUGGUCGACUGAUACCGACGCCCGACACCACCUCUGGGCUUCCAACUAUCCUCCUUGAACUUCUCGAGAAGCUGUCUGUCCUCCUCAAACCCACCGUACCCUCAGAUACCUACGCCAUUCUCUUUCCCGAGAAGCCCACAAUGGCACGACAAGCUAUCAUAAAUUUAUACCAACCAGGAGAGGGCAUAACCCCUCAUGUCGAUCUUCUUGGACGUUACGGAGACGGUAUCAUCGGCGUCAGCUUCAACAGCGGCAGUGUUAUGCGCUUCGACAAAGUUGUGCCUACAGAACCCGCGGCGGAGUCGGAGAAGUCUGAACACCGCACACGAUUGGACUUGUACCUCCCAGAGAGGAGCAUCGUUAUCCUUUCAGAAGAAGCAAGAUACCACUGGACACAUGGUAUCGAAAAGAAGACGAGAGAUUUCGUCUCGCUUUCGACGGUGGAUGGUGAUUCAAUAGAUGCCUCCGGCUUAGAGAAAGGAGCCUGGAUUGAGCGGGGUGUUCGCAUGAGUAUCACCUUUCGGUGGUUGCUUCCAGGUGCAGAUGUUGUUGGAGAGCCCCAAGGAUCGGACUAG